Toxorhynchites rutilus septentrionalis is the source of this 1310-nucleotide messenger RNA. Its product is annotated as luciferin sulfotransferase-like. Gene Ontology annotation, biological process: sulfation. Gene Ontology annotation, cellular component: cytoplasm. The record is from RefSeq and is a predicted model, not a curated record. Gene Ontology annotation, molecular function: sulfotransferase activity. The coding region runs from base 117 to 1130 and encodes 337 amino acids. Lineage: Eukaryota; Metazoa; Arthropoda; Insecta; Diptera; Culicidae. The transcript is spliced from 4 exons.
CGUGCGUUAUCGAGAUAUUAUUUAGGUGCAUUCAGUUCUCUCGCUCAACAUCGUAUCGCAUGUUGUAAUAACAAUAUAAAAAAGUCGUACAAUCACCUGUUUUGUUUUCCUUUGCAAUGGCCUUCGAGUAUAUCGAGAUAGUCGAUCCAAUUUAUAAGGCCACCCAUCAGGAAAGAGAGGAGCAAGAUUAUGUUCUAGUCAGACCAACGGAAACCAGCAUGAUACCGAUAACAUUGCCCGAUUGGCAGCCCGAACCGUGCUGUUUGAAUAAAAAAUUCGAAGCAUUAGCGCAACGGAUCAAAGAUAUGGACGUUCAGCUGUGCGACGUGUGGAUGGUGUCGUACCCGAAGAGCGGAACUACCUGGUGCCAAGAAAUGAUAUGGCUUAUCUGCAAUGAUCUCAAUUACGAGAAGGCAGCGGGUUCUAAACUUCGCGAGCGUUUUCCUUUUUUGGAACUUGGUGGCCUUCGGGAAUUGCCAAAGAAUGUGGAUUGCUUUCAAGAUGUUCUCUCUAUGCAGUCACCACGAUUCAUCAAAACUCAUCUACCUGUUGCCUUCCUGCCGGAUCAAAUUUGGACGGUGAAACCGCGAAUAAUUUACGUGCGAAGAAACCCGAAGGCGAUUGCCGUCUCCUACUACCAUCACUCGGUAUCGCUGCACGGAUACAAGGGAACCAUGGAACAGUUCGUGCACUCGUUCAUCAAUGAGUUGCAGUACUAUUCACCCUAUCAUCGGCAUGUGGUUGAGUAUCACAGCCUGGAAUACGAGGAUGAUAUUCUGUAUUUGUGCUAUGAAGAGAUGAAAAAGGACCUAAAGGAUACGAUGAAGCGGGUUUGUAAGUUUUUCAACAAAUGCUACUCCGAGGAACAGUUGGAUACAUUGGCGCAACAUUUGUCGUUCGAGUCGAUGAAGGAUAACAAGUCGGUCAACAGCCAGGAGUGGGUCGAGUAUUGCCUGCGGAAGACAAACCGCGAGGAUAAAAUCAAGGAUGUCAAUUCCCAAUUCAUUAGACGGGGAGAACCCGAUGGAUGGAAACAAGAACUGAGUCCCGAGCUGUCGCUCGAGAUCGAUGGGUGGACCGAAAAAAAGGUCACGGAUCCUGACCAGAUAGCGUUGUUUCAAUACGAUUAAAUUUUACUGUGCGCUCACUCACAAAAUGGUUCAUGCCUCGGAUGUUAUAUUUGUUAUAUUUUUCGCCAUAUCAUUUUAAUAUAAAAAACCAAAAAUAAUUGUAGCAUCUAUUUUAAAGGCCAUCCGAUCUCAUUUUCUACUAUAUAGCAGUUUACAAUCUCACGCGGAGUGAGACACACA